AUGGCCGCCAACAAGCAGAGCAAGAUGCAAAACCUCAUCAACUACCGCAUGAGGGUGACCCUCAACGACGGUCGACAGAUGACCGGUCAAAUGCUGGCGUUCGAUAAGCACAUGAACCUCGUACUCGCCGAUACAGAAGAGUUCCGUCGCAUCAAGCGCAAGUCCAAGCCCGCCGCCGGUCCCACAAACACCCCGCUGGUCGAAGCCGAGGAGAAGCGAACCCUCGGCCUGACCAUCGUUCGUGGCACUCAGGUCAUCUCCUGCUCUGUGGAUGGCCCGCCGCCUGCCGACCCCUCUGCGCGACUCGGUACCGCUGGUCCGGGAGCCGCUGGCGCUGCUGCGACCCUCGCCGCCGGCCCCGGUAUCAGCAAGCCCGCUGGCCGUGGUCUGCCUGUCGGCCUCGGUGGCCCUGCCGCUGGUGUCGGGGGACCGCCACCUCCUGGUGGCUUCCCUGGUUUCCCGCCAGGUGGUUUCCCCGGUGCACCGCCGCCAGGAUUCCCCGGACGUGGAGGACCCCCGGGUGGACCCCCUGGAUUCGGACCCCCUCCUGGUUUUGCUCCUCCGGGCGGCCCUCCGGGCGCUUUCCAACCUCCGCCGGGCUUCCAGCCUCCGGGUCAGGGACGGGGAUACCCGCCCCCGGGCUUUGGCGGCAGAUGA
Penicillium alfredii is the source of this 657-nucleotide messenger RNA. Its product is annotated as small nuclear ribonucleoprotein-associated protein. NCBI's taxonomy places the organism in Eukaryota, Fungi, Ascomycota, Eurotiomycetes, Eurotiales, Aspergillaceae. The record is from RefSeq and is a predicted model, not a curated record. Gene Ontology annotation, cellular component: catalytic step 2 spliceosome; U2-type prespliceosome; U5 snRNP. Gene Ontology annotation, molecular function: RNA binding. The transcript is spliced from 6 exons. Gene Ontology annotation, biological process: mRNA splicing, via spliceosome. The coding region runs from base 1 to 657 and encodes 218 amino acids.